AUGAAUUAAAGUGAUCUAUAUCUAAUUGAAGGUUUAGGCCUGACAAACAAAAAAAAGAAAUAAAUUUACAUAAUUUCUGAGUCUCUAGGGUUAAAGUUAUUAGUAUCUAUAUUUAUAAUACUUAGGACCCAUCAAAUAUGACCUUAAAGUUAUUAGUGUAUUGGAGUGAUGAAGAAGCAUUAAUGGAUUGGAAUGAAUACCUAGAAGGAACAUGCUCUAAUGGAUUAUACUUUAAACUAAUUUUUUAAGGUUAAGAAUAUAAAAUUGAGGGUUCUGCUGAAUAACUAAUCCAGUUGUAUGAUUAUUGUUAUGGAAAAUUUAUUUUUAUAAAGAGUAAAAUCUUCUAAUAACAUUCAAUCAUUUCAUCGAAUUCACAAUAUGAAGUAUAUUAUUUAUAAUAAGUUUAGAUGUAUUUGGUGACAAAUGUUAAAGAUAAUAAAUAAUAUAUUGAAAAAAGAAUUCUUUCUAGUUCUAUUUCUUAAGGGAUGGAGAUGUCUAAUUCAUUCUACACUUAAUCUGGUUUUAAUAAAAUACCUGAAGAAGUGAGGAUCAUUCAACUUUUAAAUGCUUAAAAGUGUCCUUAUAUUUUAAAAAUUUUAUCAAUUUGUUAUGAUGGUGAUCAUUAUUCUUUAAUCUACACAAAUGAAAAUUUAAUAUCUUUAAAGUAGAUGUUAAAAAUACAAAAAAUUGA
Messenger RNA from Paramecium sonneborni, 691 nucleotides. Lineage: Eukaryota; Ciliophora; Oligohymenophorea; Peniculida; Parameciidae. The record is from the annotation of a GenBank genome assembly.